This is a messenger RNA of Tachyglossus aculeatus (Australian echidna), 1101 nucleotides long. RefSeq names its product ubiquitin C-terminal hydrolase L1 (gene UCHL1). NCBI's taxonomy places the organism in Eukaryota, Metazoa, Chordata, Mammalia, Monotremata, Tachyglossidae. Gene Ontology annotation, molecular function: cysteine-type deubiquitinase activity. Gene Ontology annotation, biological process: protein deubiquitination; ubiquitin-dependent protein catabolic process. The transcript has 9 exons. Gene Ontology annotation, cellular component: cytoplasm. Bases 75 to 749 code for a protein of 224 amino acids. The record is from RefSeq and is a predicted model, not a curated record.
UAUCCGCGCCGUUAUCCGCACCGUUAUCCGCACCGUUGGUACCCGCCCCGUUGGUACCCGCCCUCGACGCCGCCAUGCAGCUGCAGCCCAUGGAGAUCAACCCCGAGAUGCUGAACAAAGUGCUGAGCCGUCUAGGGGUGGCGUCCGGCUGGCGCUUCGUGGACGUGCUGGGCCUGGAGGAGGAGGCGCUGGGCUCCGUGCCCGCCCCGGCCUGCGCCCUGCUGCUGCUGUUCCCGCUCACCGCCCAGCACGAGAGCUUCCGGAAAAAGCAGAUCGAGGAGCUGAAGGCUCAGCAGGUCAGCCCCAAAGUGUACUUCAUGAAGCAGACCGUCGGCAACUCAUGCGGCACCGUCGGCCUCAUCCACGCCGUCGCCAACAACCAAGACAAGCUGGGAUUCGACGAUGGCUCCGUCUUGAAACAGUUCCUGUCUGAGACGGCCCAGCUAUCUCCUGAGGACCGAGCCAAGUGCUUUGAGAAGAAUGAGGCCAUCCAGGCAGCUCAUGAUGCCAUAGCGCAGGAAGGCCAAUGCCGGGUAGACGAGGCCAAAGGGACCUUCCACUUCAUCCUGUUCAACCACGUGGACGGCCACCUGUACGAGCUGGAUGGCCGCAUGCCCUUCCCGGUGAACCACGGUUCCAGCUCUGCCGACUCAUUGCUCAAGGGUGCGGCUAAGAUCUGUCGGCAGUUCACGGAGAGGGAGAAAGGAGACGUUCGCUUCUCGGCCGUCGCCCUGUGCAAGUCGGCCUGAAGGGCGGUGGGAGGGCUCACCCCGGCCUCCCUCCCCACCCAGGCCCCUGUCCUCCCCAUCCAACAAAGCACACCAAUUCCUCGUGCAGUCUGAACGCUUGCGCCUUCAACACCGCUCUCACUGCCCUGCCCUCUGGCCCUAUUCUCGCCCCCCAACUCUGCACCAGCAGGGUGGGCUCCCCUCCCCUCCUCCCACUCCCCCAAGCCGUGGAGGCUCGGGGCCUUGUCUGACCCGGAGCCGCGGAGCCGCCUUCGGCCUGGCUCGCUGAGUCUGUGUCGCCGUUCGCCUUGGCUUGUGGUCUAACUGUACUGCCCAGGGAGAAAUAAAGUUACUCUUAGAAAAGCAAAGCGGG